UUGAUAGUCCAACAUGGCGACGAGGGUGGCACACGCGCUGAGUCUUUCCUUGGUGCUGUUGAUUCUCCAUGGAAAUCCGGGUUAUUCAACCAAGACCUUUACUUUCCCUGAAUAUCCAUACAAGGAAACUAGUAAAAAUGAACUGCUAUUUCGUGAAUUUGAGCAAGCAUGUGAAGAAAGUGGUGCUUGCAAAACGUUAUCCCAACCAAGAAGCAGUGUAGCGAAGACUCGAUGUAUCCGGGAAUGUGUGUCGCCCUCUUGUUAUAAAGAAAUCUACCUCUUUGAUCAGCUUGAAGAGGGUGAAAUAGACGUGAGGCUGAACUCCUUUAAGGGUUGCUUUAUGCAACGAAAUGGAAGACCAAAGAAGUAGCCCGAAGAAAAUAAAAACAACUUUCGCUCAAGAAAUCAAAGGUCCAUCAGAACAGAAGAACGACUAUUCCUGUAAAAAUAAAAUUCAAUGUCAGGGUCCAAUUAAUCAUAGCCAGCACAUUCUUCAUACUUUUUACUUAUUGUUAAUGAACGCACAAAUGUUAAGGAUAACGUUGUUAUAAAGGUAAUAAUUCUAAUCCUUAAUUUGCCAAACAUUCAUAUAUUACUUAUUUUUGCAAUUAAAUGUCUUUUUUAUACAUUUUGCAUGAGCAUAAAAAAGGUGAAGAUUUUAUUAAUAAUUUCAUUUUUUUAAUGAAAUUUUUUCAUACGAAAUAUUGAAUAGCACUAUUCGAAUCAAUGUUUAUUGUACAGUAGAGCAAAUAUUUCAUGCACAAAUGUUCAAAAUGGUCCUUGUUGUUUUGCUAAAAUUUUAACAUAAAUUUACGUUACAAUGCAAACCAUUUUAACAAUGUGAAAAUUUUUUGUACGCAAGACCAAAUUAAGGAUUAAUAAUAAUACUCACUCAAAUCUUUUUCCACUUUGGAGUUAAACCAAAAUAUCAACUCUUUUUGAAGUGUUCGUCUAUUGGCGGAGUUAUUUAAAUAAGAAGAAAAUGUUUGUCACUUCUAGUUAAUAUACGAGGGCUUAUUGUAUCUUGUCCUCGCAUCUUUCUCUAUUUAUCUAAAUGUAUAUGUCUACAUUCGCGAAAUCCGUAGCUCGCAUACGUCGAGGCAGAGAACGCGAGAUAAAACGCACUAAUCCUAUUUGAAGAAUAAUCCAAUAAUCCGGAAGAAAUUCACAGGCAUGCGAUGUUGAAUAAUAAUGCACAAUUUCCAACACGUAGAAAUUUUUAUAUAUAAUAAAUAUUUAUCAAUUAAAUUUUAUAAGAUCAACAAAACUAUUUUUCCUCUACAAUUAAUUAAUCUUUAUUC
Chelonus insularis is the source of this 1301-nucleotide messenger RNA. RefSeq lists its product as uncharacterized. Bases 14 to 370 code for a protein of 118 amino acids. The transcript has 3 exons. NCBI's taxonomy places the organism in Eukaryota, Metazoa, Arthropoda, Insecta, Hymenoptera, Braconidae. The record is from RefSeq and is a predicted model, not a curated record.